This is a messenger RNA of Terrapene triunguis (Three-toed box turtle), 638 nucleotides long. Its product is annotated as myocilin-like. The record is from RefSeq and is a predicted model, not a curated record. The transcript has a single exon. The annotation marks the transcript as partial. NCBI's taxonomy places the organism in Eukaryota, Metazoa, Chordata, Testudines, Emydidae.
GCAGCUCUGCUCUCUCAGGCACUGACGGGUACCGUGUGCAGUGCUGAUGGGGGCAGCAUCCAUAACAAAGAUGCUCAUGGUUUGGCUGUUGCUGUCAGUGGGCCUGGCCCGGGUGGCUCUGGGGAGCACAGUUCAUCUCAGGAGAGCCAAUGACAGGAACGGUAGAUGCAUCUACUCAUUUGCCGUCCCCAGCCCGAAUGAGGCCAGCUGUCCAGAACUGGGCCAGGCAACAUCAGCCAUCCAGGAGCUCCGGAGGGAGAGCAACGUGCAGCGCUCGGAGCUAGAGUCAGCCAAGGCCAGGCUGAGCCUCCUGGAGAACUUGGUGACCCAGCUGCACGUGGUGCUGGGGGCAGGGGGCUCCUCCGCUUCUGCUGCGGAGCUCCAGAGAGAGCUGGACAGGCUGAGGAUGGAGAGAGCCCAGCAAGAGUCUCAAAUCAGCAGGCUGGAGGCUGCCUACAGCACCCUUGGGCAGGAGAAGUCCUUCCUGGAAGAGGAGAAGAGGCGACUGGAGCAGGAAAAAGCUGAGCUGGGAAGCAGGCUGGAGAGCAACACCCAGGAGAUAGCUCGGCUGAGGGCCAGCCAGCAUCACCAGGUCAGUGAGGCGCCCGCCCAGGACUCCCAGCAAGGCUCCCAAGAAG